GUUGAUCCCCCGUGCUCCACUGCCGCUCUUCCCUGUUGCUCCCCCCACCCCGCCUCUGACCCCGCCCCCAUUGCUGAUAUAAAGCCCAGCCUGGUUCUCAGACUUCAGCCACAUCCCCCUGACCCUGCCACACGGCCAUGGCCCAGUGCGGGACGCUGGUGGCCGCAGCCCUGGCGCUGCCCUUGCUGCUCCUGCCGCCGGCCCUUGCGUGGUACAAGCCUGCGGCGGGACCCCACCACUACUCGGUGGGCCGUGCCGCGGGGCUACUGUCCAGCUUCCACAGGUUCCCGUCCACGCGACGCUCCGAGUCCUCAGCACUCCCCGUCGGAACAGGACCCCUACGCUUGGAGAUGCGCCCCAGCCUAAGGAGCCUUGCCCUGUGUGUCAAAGAGGUGACCCCGAACCUGCAGAGCUGCCAGCGGCAAUUCAACAGCCCAGGGACUUUCCAGUGUAAGGCGGACGUCUUCUUGUCGCUGCAGGAGGCUGAAUGUCAACGGCCUGCACCCUGAACCCAAACCCCAACCUCGACUGGCUGUGGUGGGUGACCCCCGUGCCCAGUCUUGCUCGAUGCUUGGAGCAGCGCCGGCCCUGUCAUGUGGGUUGACGCCUGUGGCCCCUAACCCUAUCACGUUCCGUAUCAAAUGGCUAAAUGAAUAAAGAAGCAAAGCUGUC
Messenger RNA from Peromyscus maniculatus bairdii (prairie deer mouse), 672 nucleotides. It is a transcript of the gene Npb, whose product is annotated as neuropeptide B. The record is from RefSeq and is a predicted model, not a curated record. Gene Ontology annotation, biological process: feeding behavior; G protein-coupled receptor signaling pathway. NCBI's taxonomy places the organism in Eukaryota, Metazoa, Chordata, Mammalia, Rodentia, Cricetidae. Gene Ontology annotation, molecular function: G protein-coupled receptor binding.